Molecule: messenger RNA, 123 nt
Organism: Colletotrichum abscissum
Lineage: Eukaryota; Fungi; Ascomycota; Sordariomycetes; Glomerellales; Glomerellaceae
Exons: 1
Coding region: 1-123 (40 amino acids)
Source: RefSeq, a predicted model, not a curated record
AUGCUGUCUUGCCAGGAACUCAGCCAUUUGAACACGGGCCCGUCGGCCUCGCCGGAAGCCUGUCGUAGGACCACGUCCUGUACACCACUCCUUCCUAGUACAUCAUGUUGUACUGGUCGUUGA